This is a messenger RNA of Ostreobium quekettii, 170 nucleotides long. NCBI's taxonomy places the organism in Eukaryota, Viridiplantae, Chlorophyta, Ulvophyceae, Bryopsidales, Ostreobiaceae. The record is from the annotation of a GenBank genome assembly.
AUCCGCAGGCCCUCGUUGCGGAGGUCAGGCAGCGCAUUGGCUCAAGGAAGACCCUGAUAACCGACAGGAUGUCAUACCGACGACAAGUGGUACCCACGCCAGAUCAGCGCUUCAAGUACACUGGCCCCCGGGAUAAAGAUGAUGACGACGACGAUCGCCGCCGAGCUUGA